Molecule: messenger RNA, 1577 nt
Organism: Phlebotomus papatasi
Lineage: Eukaryota; Metazoa; Arthropoda; Insecta; Diptera; Psychodidae
Exons: 6
Coding region: 1-1311 (436 amino acids)
Source: RefSeq, a predicted model, not a curated record
AUGGAGACUAGCUCAUCUGCCACAACUGUCGAAAAUACUUCAGAAUCUAGUAUUUCAUCUCCAUUAAAUCUUGACGAAGAGCAAAAUCUCUACAAUUCUUUCAAGCAGAUAAUUCAAGACACAGAGUCUGCUAAUACAGUGAAGGAAGUAUUGAGUACCAAGGCGGCAGAGGGAAAAAUUAUUCUAAAUUACUAUAAGGAUAACUGCGAUUUGCUUCCCUGCCACCGCAAUUCACUUGCGAAAAUUAUCAUCCACAAUGAAUUUGAAGUCUUUGAAAAGGUAUCAGAAUUGACCAAAGGAUCCCAGAAGUUCACGAUCACCACUCAAAGAUUUAAGGAACUGGUAUCACAGUUACUGGAAAUUUUUCCAACUGAGAAGGGUCUUCUGUACUACGGCCCAUACGACAGUACUACGAAACAAAACGCAUCUGGAAAACUUUGGGAAAGUUUUUGUUAUCUAAAAAAGAAGCUUAAAGCAUCCAGGAAUUCCAGUUCCUUUAUCCCGCUAAAGACGAUUCAAGAAGAUAUAAAACUCGAUUUGGACUUUCUUCAGAAGAAUUUCGAGCCAUUGGAUGAAAUUAAAGCUGCUUGGCUGAGAACUGUAGAGACUAGAAAAGACGAAAGUCUUGAAAUACAUGAGUAUUUCAAAAAAUAUCCAGUGGUUACCGGAAAGAUUGGCCCAGAACUCAUCAACAUUGAUUUCCAAAGUCUUUAUCCUGGAAAAGACGAGGCAUUCGAAAAUAAUUGGGAAGGAGUAAAUAGCAAGCUUAUUGCUCUUGCAAAUAAGAAAGAAGAUCCUAAUGGGAUUCUAAGCGAUCUACUGAAGGGAUGUUUUAUGGAAUUGACAGGAGUCCUUUUGUUGCCUCAUCUCCUUCCAUGCGUAUUUCAUAAUCAAGCCACCAGGGUUGUGACAGGGGUUAAGCGUAAAAAACUACAACCACAACAAAUGCUUGAUGGCUUCAUGGUUCUUGUAGAGAACCAUUGUAAUGUAAAGGAUACCCUCACGGAGCUUAAAAAGAAAGCUGCAAAGAAAAAGACGACACUUCAGCCAAUUAUUGUGAUAGUUGGGGAAUCUUUCAGGCCAGAAGACGUCAAAAGCUGCCACGUGUUUGUAAAUGACGUUAUGUUUGACUACAAAGACUCGAUGGCGGCUAUCAAGGGGUGCCUAAAAGCGCAUAUGGUUUUCAAUGCGAAAUAUAACAACGACGCCGCACCUCUUUGGACUUUCAUUCAACAUGCUGCAUUCGAGAUAUUCCUACCAAACGAUAAGAGAUUCACAACAGUAGAGGAAUUGAUCAGCGCGACUAAGUAAACGAAACUGCAGGAAAAUGCAAUUAAAGUGUUCAAUUUGUAAGUUCUCCACAAAUUCUUUGGACUUUUUAUUAAGCCACAUUUCAUUUUUUCAUAAAUAUAGUAAAUCCAUUCAAUGCACUAUUUGUGGUAAAACUUUAAAUAACAGCGUCUCAUUUCGAAAACAUAUAAGAAAACUUCACAAAAUACAACAGUUAAGGCAGAUUGAUAAUAUUGAGAAAGAAUGUGAUGUUAAUUCAGAUGAACACACAGCUUUGCCAUCAAAAU